Saimiri boliviensis boliviensis (Bolivian squirrel monkey) is the source of this 1534-nucleotide messenger RNA. RefSeq names its product coiled-coil domain containing 198 (gene CCDC198). NCBI's taxonomy places the organism in Eukaryota, Metazoa, Chordata, Mammalia, Primates, Cebidae. The record is from RefSeq and is a predicted model, not a curated record.
AGAACGAUGCCUGCUAGAAGGAAAUGACUGCUUUCUAAAGCCAGGGGAAACUUCUGAAAUGCCUCGAUUAAAACAAGCUAUAUUAAAGACCCCAAAACCACUUCGCUAGCAGCUUUGCUCUGAAUGUCUUUCACAUGAAAUGGGCCUGAGUCACUCUAAGGCUCGCCCUAGGGUGAUUAAAGUAGCACCUUUGCAAAACAAAGAGGUAGAGACUCCCUCAGCUGGCCCUGUGGACUUCGCAUGCAAUCAGAAUUUGGAAGAAAAGACUUCAUAUUCACUGGCAAGACUGCAGGACCGGAAUAAAGCUUUGGAAGGGCAGCUGCCACCUUUACAAGAAACCUGGUAUGGAAGAUAUUCUGCAGCAUCCAGAGACGUGUAUUUUGACAUCCCAUUGGAACACAGAGAAACAAGUAUUAUUAAAAGGCAUCCACCCCAAAGACUGCAAAGGCUUGAACCCAUUGACUUGCCACGAGUAAUUACUUCGGGAAGACUCCUGAGCCAGCGAGAAGCCAGGACAAUGUACAAAGCAAAGCAGGUACUGGAAAAGAAAAUGCAGGUUCCAAUGUACGCUUCUGAGAACAGACAAUAUUUGCAUAAGAUGCAAAUGCUGGAAAUGAUCCGUAAAAGACAAGAGGCCCAAAUGGAGUUAAAGGAAAGUCUUCAUGGGGAGGCAAGAAUUAAUAAGCAAAGUCCAAAGGACCAUAAAGCCAAGAAAAUCCUUCAAAGCACCCCAAGGAAUGAUGCCCAUCACCUUCUAACCAUGUUGCCUGAUGAAAUCUUGAACAGAGGUCCCGGUGAGCCAGGAAAUUCACAGAAUGCACAAUUUUUUAAACAUCCAUCAGUGAAUGACUACUGUCCCUGGAAAACUGGCAAAAUGGAAACAUGGCUUCAUGAACAAGAGACCCAGGGACGGCUUCUCUGGGACAGUUCCAGCUCUGACUCAGAUGAGUUGAGGAAAGAUGAGAAGAAGCCACGAGCACUGGUGAGGACCAGGACAGAGAGAAUCCCACUUUUUGAUGAGUUUUUUGAUAGAGAAUAAGAAUGCUAUUCAUUAAUCUAGAUACUGAGUGCAUUGAAAGUUUCCUUUACUCUCAAAAUCUUUCAAACUGAUAUAUGAAUUACUUUGAGGAAAGCAAAUCACUUUGGUAAAAAGAAAUGAUAUCUUUAGAGUCUUAUCAUUAACAAGCCUGUUAUGUGUGCUAUUGCUGCCUAACUAAGUGCCUCAAAACAUAGGGACUAACCCACAGCCAUUUAUCAUCUCACUUUUCUGUGGGUUGCUGAGCUCAGCUAGGUGGUUCUUCUGCUGUUCCCUUUUGAAAUCCUUCAUAUUAUUGAAAUUGAACUACAGUUUGGACAACUAGGACUGGAGUAAUCUGGAGUCCCGAUUAGGACACUGAGAUAGCUGGACCUUGCUCCCUAUUCAUAUAGUCUCAGCGCAUCUUCACAUGAUUUCUUUAGCAGGACACUGCAGAGAUUCCUCUCAUAUAAGCCCAGGGACCCCAAAAACAAUUGUCCCAAGAGAAGGAAAUGGAAG